CUUUCUUCGCCUGUUCCCAUUCGCGGUGCCCCCUUUUUCCCCCCCUCGCUUGCCCAGUUCAGUUAUGGUAAUUUUCCGGGUAGAAACAAUUUUCUAUACGAGUGGUUCCUCUACUCACAUGCCCUAUUUAUAGAGCUAUUCCGUUCUAUAUAUCGCUUCCUGAUUUGCCGCCUUGACUAAGCGAAAGUGAGAGCAAAACAGCCUUUGUAAAACAAUAGGAACGCCUAAAUGAGAGGAAGGGGACAUUUUACAGUGUCGCGCGCGUUUGGUGGUUGCUACGGUAGGUAAACCCGCCUGACAGCUCCGCCGUCGCUGAUUCGUGAGCACCGCCACGAGGUGGCAGUUGCCUCAGAAUUAAAAUAUGGCUGGACAAAUAUCAGAAUCAGAUCAGAUCAAGCAGUUUAAGGAAUUUCUUGGAACAUACAACAAACUAACAGAAACCUGCUUCCUAGAUUGUGUGAAAGAUUUCACUAGCCGAGAAGUGAAGCCAGAAGAAAUAACUUGUUCAGAACACUGUUUACAGAAGUAUUUAAAAAUGACCCAGAGGAUAUCUAUGAGAUUUCAGGAGUAUCAUAUUCAGCAGAACGAAGCAUUGGCUGCCAAAGCAGGACUUCUCAGCCAGCCCCGCUAGAAAACAGCAGAUUGUCCCACAUGAAGGAGUGCCAGCAUUGCCUACACUACAUGUGAAAAUGCCUGGUGUCUAGUGCUAUUCUAACAAGACCUACCACCAGCUCAAAAUGGGAUUGUUUAAAGAAUGAUUCAGUUGUCUCGAAAUAUCUGGUCUACAGUUGGGAUUGAACAGCCAUGGAGUUUAUGGAGCUUUUUUUCAAGAUUAUCUUUUACUGUAAUGCAGGAAUAAUGUUGAUUCCAUCUUUUCUGGAAAGAUGGGUUGGUUCUACGUGUUAAUCAGUUACAGAUAAAGAACGAAAACACAUUUUAUUUUUUAUUGUUUCUAAUAUAGUGAUUAUUCAUUUUAAAAGAAAAAUGUGUUGUCCAAAAUUAUAUGUAAAAGUGUCUAAAACAAGCUUUAUUUUUUAUUUAAUCAAAGUAAAAGAGGUAAGAAUUA
Molecule: messenger RNA, 1066 nt
Organism: Pantherophis guttatus
Lineage: Eukaryota; Metazoa; Chordata; Lepidosauria; Squamata; Colubridae
Gene: TIMM9
Product: translocase of inner mitochondrial membrane 9
Source: RefSeq, a predicted model, not a curated record